Molecule: messenger RNA, 1538 nt
Organism: Conger conger (European conger)
Lineage: Eukaryota; Metazoa; Chordata; Actinopteri; Anguilliformes; Congridae
Product: 26S proteasome regulatory subunit 4-like
Exons: 11
Coding region: 59-1381 (440 amino acids)
Biological process (GO): proteasome-mediated ubiquitin-dependent protein catabolic process
Cellular component (GO): proteasome regulatory particle, base subcomplex
Molecular function (GO): proteasome-activating activity; ATP hydrolysis activity; ATP binding
Source: RefSeq, a predicted model, not a curated record
GUCUUUUUUACUUGCCGUAGUGUGACGUACUUCCUGAGAGACUACUAGGAGAAAGGCAAUGGGUCAAAGUCAGAGUGGUGGACAUGGCCCAGGCGGUGGGAAGAAAGAUGACAAAGAUAAGAAAAAGAAAUACGAACCUCCAAUUCCAACCAGAGUAGGGAAAAGGAAGAAAAAAUCAAAGGGACCUGAUGCUGCAAGCAAGUUGCCUUUAGUAACACCUCACACUCAGUGUAGGCUGAAGAUUCUGAAGCUGGAAAGAAUUAAAGAUUACCUUCUGAUGGAAGAAGAAUUCAUACGAAACCAAGAACAGAUGAAGCCUUUGGAAGAGAAGCAAGAGGAGGAGAGGUCAAAGGUUGAUGACCUGAGAGGAACACCAAUGUCCGUGGGGACGCUCGAGGAGAUUAUAGAUGACAACCACGCCAUCGUCUCCACCUCCGUGGGCUCGGAGCACUAUGUCAGCAUCCUGUCGUUUGUGGACAAGGAUCUCCUGGAGCCCGGCUGCUCUGUGUUACUCAACCACAAGGUCCAUGCAGUCAUCGGUGUUCUGAUGGACGAUACAGACCCACUGGUCACCGUCAUGAAGGUGGAGAAGGCUCCACAGGAGACAUAUGCGGACAUUGGAGGACUCGACAACCAGAUCCAGGAGAUCAAGGAAUCAGUGGAGCUCCCUCUCACCCACCCAGAGUACUAUGAAGAAAUGGGCAUCAAGCCUCCAAAAGGGGUCAUUCUGUACGGACCACCUGGAACAGGGAAAACCCUGCUGGCUAAGGCGGUGGCAAACCAGACUUCUGCGACGUUUCUGCGUGUGGUGGGGUCAGAGCUCAUCCAGAAGUACCUGGGGGACGGUCCCAAACUGGUCCGGGAGCUCUUCAGAGUGGCAGAGGAACACGCGCCCUCCAUUGUGUUCAUUGAUGAAAUUGAUGCCAUCGGAACAAAAAGGUAUGAGUCAAACUCUGGUGGUGAACGAGAGAUUCAGAGGACCAUGCUCGAGCUCCUCAACCAGCUGGAUGGCUUUGACUCGCGGGGGGAUGUCAAAGUCGUCAUGGCCACCAACAGGAUAGAGACCCUGGACCCUGCCCUCAUCCGACCAGGAAGAAUUGAUCGUAAGAUCGAGUUCCCACUUCCGGAUGAGAAGACCAAGAGGAGGAUCUUUCAGAUCCACACCAGCAGGAUGACGGUGGCGACAGACGUGACGCUGGACGACCUCAUUCUGGCCAAAGACGACCUCUCCGGCGCAGAUAUCAAGGCGAUCUGCACAGAGGCUGGGCUCAUGGCACUUCGAGAGCGCAGGAUGAAGGUCACAAACGAAGACUUCAAGAAGUCAAAAGAGAACGUUCUGUACAAGAAACAGGAGGGGACCCCAGAGGGACUGUACCUGUAAUGUAUUUUACCCUCCCCAUUCCGCACCUGUUAUUGCUUUUCCCUCGGACCGGUGGACUCGCCACCGUUUCCCUGUAAGUCUUUCGAUAAGCUGUCGUAGAUUGUAUUGUCUAUGUCAACUGAUCUGGCAAUAAAAAUGUUGAAUUUCCAGAAGAAAA